CCCAGCAUCAGUACACAAACAGAAUUCAAACUAUUAACAAGUGAAGUGAAGUGAGAUUAAUCAACAAAAAUGCCAGCAAUUGGUAUUGACUUGGGCACCACCUACUCCUGCGUGGGUGUGUGGCAGCAGGGUAAAGUGGAGAUCAUCGCCAACGACCAGGGUAACCGAACGACCCCCAGCUACGUGGCCUUCACCGACACCGAGCGACUGAUCGGCGAUGCCGCGAAGAACCAGGUGGCGAUGAACCCGGCGAACACAGUGUUCGACGCUAAGCGCCUGAUCGGCCGUAAAUUCGACGACCCAAAGAUCCAGGCGGACAUGAACCACUGGCCAUUCAAGGUGGUGAACGAGGGAGGCAAGCCGAAGAUCGAGGUUGAGUUUCGUGGGGAAGUGAAGCGGUUCAACCCCGAGGAGAUCAGCUCGAUGGUCCUGACGAAGAUGAAGGAGACAGCCGAGGCUUACCUGGGUCAAAAGAUCAAGGACGCGGUGGUCACGGUGCCGGCGUACUUCAACGACUCCCAGCGCCAAGCAACGAAGGACGCUGGGGCGAUAGCUGGGCUGAAUGUCCUUCGUAUCAUCAACGAGCCGACAGCCGCAGCGCUGGCCUACGGCCUCGACAAGAACCUCAAGGGCGAGAAGAACGUCCUGAUCUUCGACCUGGGCGGCGGCACCUUCGACGUGUCCAUCCUGACGAUCGACGAGGGUUCCCUAUUCGAGGUAAAGUCCACCGCUGGGGACACCCACCUGGGGGGAGAGGACUUCGACUCCCGCCUGGUCGAGCAUCUCUGCAAAGAGUUCGAGAGGAAAUACAGGAAGAACCUGAAGAGCAACCCGAGGGCUCUGAGGAGACUCCGCACAGCAGCUGAACGAGCCAAACGCACGCUCUCCUCAAGCACCGAAGCCUCAAUCGAGAUUGACGCGCUCUUCGAGGGCAUCGACUUCUACACAAAAAUCUCGAGGGCUCGUUUCGAGGAACUCUGUGCUGACCUCUUCAGGGCGACCCUGGAGCCCGUGGAGAAGGCACUGGCUGACGCUAAAUUGGAUAAACGAUCGAUCCACGAUGUCGUGCUGGUGGGGGGCUCCACCAGGAUCCCGAAGAUCCAGUCGCUGCUGCAGAACUUCUUCUGUGGGAAGACCCUGAAUCUGUCCAUCAAUCCGGACGAGGCGGUGGCUUAUGGGGCUGCCGUCCAGGCGGCCAUUCUCACUGGAGAAGGGGACAAGAACCAGUCCCUCCAGGAUGUUCUGCUGGUCGAUGUUGCACCGCUGUCACUGGGGAUUGAGACCGCUGGAGGCAUGAUGACGAAUAUUAUUGAGAGGAAUGCGAGGAUUCCCUGCAAGCAGACGCAGACGUUCACGACUUAUGCGGAUAAUCAGCCUGCUGUGACCAUCCAGGUGUACGAGGGUGAACGGGCUAUGACGAAGGAUAAUAAUCUCCUGGGGAGAUUCGAGCUGAGUGGCAUUGCUCCUGCACCGAGGGGAGUCCCCAAGAUCGAUGUCACCUUUGAUCUUGAUGCCAAUGGGAUUCUGCACGUCACAGCCAAGGACACGGCCAGUGGUCGCAGCAGCGACGUCAGGAUCACCAAUGACAAGGGGCGACUGUCACGAGAGGAGAUUGAUCGCAUGCUGGCUGAGGCUGAACGAUAUCGCGAUCAGGACCAGCAGCAGAGGGAGAAGGUGACUGCGAGGAAUCAACUGGAGACGUAUGUCUUCUCGGUGAAGCAAGCUGUGCAGGAGCAGGGCUCCAGGCUCGAGCAGGGGGACAAGGACAGGGUCCUUCAACUGUGCGAGGAGACCGUUCGGUGGCUGGAUAAUAAUACUCUGGCUGAGAAGGAGGAGUACAAUGAUAAGCUGCAGGAGAUGCAGAGGCAGUGCUCGCCCAUCAUGACGAAGAUCCAUCAGGGCGCUGGGGGCGGACAGCCAGGGGCUGGGGCUCAGUUUCCCCAGGGGGGUGACCACUCUGGGCCGACGGUUGAGGAAGUGGAUUAGAGGCAGGGUGAAGUGAGGAGUGCAGAAAUACGACAGACUGAAAAGCUUUGUUAAUUUUAAGUAUUUCAUGAUUUUUUUUGUAUUUUUUUAUAGAAUAGGUUCCAUUUCGACAUUGUAAAUUUUGUGUUUUUUAGUCGUUAGGUUCUUUUUCGUACUUUCUUAUUGAAAAAAAAGUAUUUUUGAAUGGGAUAUGUUGUAAACCAAAAAAACAUGCAACAAAUGUAAUCAUGACUAUUGUUUGUGAAGAAUAAAUGAAAAAAAACAUUAGUUGAUUAUUUAAAAUUUAAAGUGUUAUUCAUGUCUUUAAACAUUCCUCUAUCCUGCGUAAGAAAAAUAGUGUUAAAAAUAAAAAAUUUGAUAGUUUUUCCUACAUUUUUUUAAUAGAGUUGGCCGAAAUUGAAAAUAA
This is a messenger RNA of Diachasma alloeum, 2392 nucleotides long. Its product is annotated as major heat shock 70 kDa protein Ab. NCBI's taxonomy places the organism in Eukaryota, Metazoa, Arthropoda, Insecta, Hymenoptera, Braconidae. The record is from RefSeq and is a predicted model, not a curated record. Gene Ontology annotation, cellular component: cytoplasm. Gene Ontology annotation, molecular function: ATP binding; misfolded protein binding; ATP hydrolysis activity. Bases 70 to 1986 code for a protein of 638 amino acids. Gene Ontology annotation, biological process: cellular response to unfolded protein; protein refolding. The transcript has a single exon.